AUUCAGCGAAUCAAUCGGCUACCUCCCUCAGCACCAUUCGCGCAACACAACUACAUGUAGAGAAGAGAUAGAUCGCUAACUAGCAGAGAGGAAUUGGACUCCCCCCCAGCAGGAGCAACGAUGAGAACUGCUGUGGGAAACAUGUACGACUGCACUGGCUCCCAUCUGCUGUCCUUCUUCGGGCUGAUUGUGUUGUUGCAGCCUGUCUGCCUGGCCUUUAACAUUGACACGGCUGACCCCAGUAUCUACUAUGGAGAUGGAAAUGGUUUCUUUGGACACAAGGUGCUGCAGGUCAGCGCUGGCGAAGACAAAGGGAUUUUGGUCACUGCUUCCCUGCAGCAAAAUGGUUCAGGAACAGUCUGCAGAUACAUGACACACGCAAACAGCUGCUUCACCCCUCAAGAGGCCAUGCCAGGCAGGCUGUUCGGAUGGUCAAUCGCUGAGGAACCAACCUUACUCAGGCUGAACCCGGGGCCCGUCAUUACGCACGAUCUGCAGCCUCCAGCCGGUAUACUCUUCUCGGACCAAGAUUGUACAAAGAAAACAGUGGACCUCGUCUUUUUAUUUGACGGCUCUGGGAGUAUAACCAGGGAUGAAUUCAACCAGAGCAAAGAAUUCAUUCUGGAUAUCAUGAACAGCAUCAAGAACUCCUCCAUCAAAUUUGCUGCAGUCCAGUUUUCGUCAAAGCCUAGGAAAGUGUUUGACUUCAACGAUUACCACAGCGGGGAGGCCACGAAGCUACUGAGGAACGAGCCGUUCAUGCAGUCUCUCACCAACACGUACCGGGCGCUGCAAUACACGCUGGACGAACUCUUUGAGAACCAGGCGGCGGGGGCCUCUCCCGACGCCACCAAGGUCCUGGUGACCAUCACAGACGGGGACCCCAGCGACAGAGACAGGAAUGGGAUUGUGAAGAAAUAUGAUGAGAAAGAAAUCAUACGCCUUGUGAUUGGGGUCAAACGGGUGAAGCUGGACACCCUUUACGCCCUCGCCUCAGAGCCCAAGACCGUGAACACUUUUCACAUCAAUAACUACAACGGACUCGCCGGAAUCCUGAAGAACUUUGAAGAAAAGAUCUUUAACAUAGAAGAUUCUCGAACGGCACUUUCUGAAAAACUGCAGUAUGAAAUGUCUCAGAGUGGGUUUAGUAGUGUCUACCACAAGGGUGCCUUGGUGCUGGGUUCGGUGGGGUCUAAAGACUGGCGUGGCUCGCUGUAUGAACGGGACGGGGCAGAACCAGGGAUACACAUUGAGGACCCUGACAUGAAGCACAGCUCCUACAUGGAUAGUACAAAGAAAACAGUGGACCUCGUCUUUCUUUUUGACGGCUCUGCAAGUAUGACCAGGGAUGAAUUCAACCAGAGCAAAGAAUUCAUUCUGGAUAUCAUGAACAGCAUCAAGAACUCCUCCAUCAAAUUUGCUGCAGUCCAGUUUUCGUUUAUGCCUAGGAAAGUGUUCGACUUCAACGAUUACCACAGCGGGGAGGCCACGAAGCUACUGAGGAACGAGCCGUUCAUGCAGUCUCUCACCAACAUGUACCAGGCGCUGCAAUACACGCUGGACGAACUCUUUGAGAACCAGGCGGCGGGGGCCUCUCCCGACGCCACCAAGGUCCUGGUGACCAUCACAGACGGGGACCCCAGCGACAGAGACAUGAAUGGGAUUGUGAAGAAAUAUGAUGAGAAAGAAAUCAUACGCCUUGUGAUUGGGGUCAAACGGGUGAAGCUGGACACCCUUUACGCCCUCGCCUCAGAGCCCAAGACCAACAACACUUUUCACAUCAAUAACUACAACGGACUCGCCGGAAUCCUGAAGAACUUUGAAGAAAAGAUCUUUAACAUAGAAGAUUCUCGAACGGCACUUUCUGAAAAACUGCAGUAUGAAAUGUCUCAGAGUGGGUUUAGUAGUGUCUACCACAAGGGUGCCUUGGUGCUGGGUUUGGUGGGGUCUAAAGACUGCCGUGGCUCGCUGUAUGAACGGAACGGGGCAGAACCAGGGAUACACAUUGAGGACCCUGACAUGAAGCACAGCUCCUACAUGGGCUACUCUGUGGCUGCUGGAGAAAAGGAUUCGGUGUCUCUGUACUUCACCGGGGCACCGUGGUACAAACACACAGGAGAGGUGGUGGUCUUCAGAAAGACGGACAACACCUGGAACGUGCUGCAAAGAGUGACCGGAGAACAGAUUGGCUCAUACUUUGGGGCGGAGCUGUGCCUGGUAGACGUCCAAUCAGACGGCCACGUUGACUUCCUCCUGGUGGGUGCGCCCAUGUUCCACUACCCUCAGGAGAAGAGAGAGGGGCAGAUAUACAUCUACAAACUGACCAAGAAGCUGGAGCUGGAGAGCGUGCUGAACGUGACGGUGCCGUCGCGGGGCCGCUUCGGCACCACGGUCUCAUCCCUGGCCGACCUCAACGGGGACGGGCUCAGGGACGUGGCCGUCGGGGCCCCCCUGGAGGACGACCUCAGGGGGGCCGUGUACAUCUACCUCGGCCACCAACACACCGGGAUCCGCCCCGCCUUCAGCCAGAGGAUCACAGCCGAUCCAGGGAACGCCCGGAUCCGUUUCUUCGGCCAGGCGGUGGACGGCAGCGGCGACCUGGGGGAGGACGGGCUGGCUGACCUGGUGGUCGGCUCGCGUGGCGCUGUCGUCGUCUUGAGGUCCAAGCCAGUGGUGAACGUCAAGGCGCGUCUGCUUUUCAAACCUGCAGAGAUAAGCACUGCCAGCAUCCAGUGUCCGAAUACCCAGACUGGGGCUGCUCUGCCCAUGGUCGUCCUCACCGUGUGCUUUGACUUGGCUGAAGUGACACGCAGUCGGACUGGAACUACGACCACGGGGCUGAACAUCUCAUACAGCCUGGAUAUGGAUCCUCUGAUCACAGCAGUCCGUGGGUUCUUCAGUGAAACAGGCAAACGAGAUCUUCAUCAGACUGUGGAGCUGGCGACCAAACACUGCUUCAAUCACUCCGUCAGCAUGCCGUUCUGUGUGUACGAUACGUUAUCACCCGUCGUCAUCAGACUGAACUAUACUCAACAUGAAAGCGAGAAAGCCGCCAACAUCCUGAAUGCAGACAGCGCCACACAGACUGCCACUGAGGUCCCCUUCGAGAAGAACUGAUGAACCAAUGACACCUGUUAGCGGUGGGUCAAUGGAGGGCGCUAGGACACCGCCCCUCCGUGAAAUAUUAAUUUGAAUAUAUCUGCCAACUAUUAAUCAUCUAUUAUCAAUACGAAAUAAAUCAACAAGUAUACAUAGCGUU
This is a messenger RNA of Gadus macrocephalus (Pacific cod), 3259 nucleotides long. Its product is annotated as integrin alpha-L-like. Gene Ontology annotation, cellular component: integrin complex; external side of plasma membrane. NCBI's taxonomy places the organism in Eukaryota, Metazoa, Chordata, Actinopteri, Gadiformes, Gadidae. The record is from RefSeq and is a predicted model, not a curated record. Bases 121 to 3117 code for a protein of 998 amino acids. The transcript has 26 exons. Gene Ontology annotation, biological process: cell adhesion mediated by integrin; cell-cell adhesion; integrin-mediated signaling pathway. Gene Ontology annotation, molecular function: integrin binding.